Molecule: messenger RNA, 309 nt
Organism: Dibothriocephalus latus
Lineage: Eukaryota; Metazoa; Platyhelminthes; Cestoda; Diphyllobothriidea; Diphyllobothriidae
Source: the annotation of a GenBank genome assembly
AUGGCCCAGUGUGGCAUGGGUCCCGACGCUCGGUCAGUUUGUGAAGAGUUGAAGUAUGAAGAGGUUACCACAGAGCUUGGCCUACGACUGCUGAAAACCUUCCUCUCUGCUGUCCGUGAUGCUUUCAGUAUCACCUCUAAUGCCAUGCACAACACAGAUGAUCAUCAGAUUCUGAGAUGGUCGUUGACUAGCAGUCAAAAUAUUGUCUCCGUAAUGCUAAGACUGUAUGAUACAUUUAAACGCAAUGUGCUAACGGGUGUAUUGACUAGUCGUCGAGAGGAGCUUGACGAGGCGAGGGUGAGGUACUAA